AUGCUAAACAAAUACACCGUGCUCUCUUAUCUUUCUUCGCUUCGUCGGGCGUUCAGAAGUUCGGGCCCUAUUACUCCUUCGGAGCGACGGGCUCGUAUAUCAUCGAAGCCACGACAGCCCUUACCCCCCGAGAAGGCCCUGCUGCUGACAGACUUGCGCUGUGGUCUGGUAGGGGCACCGAUGGCGGAGCAUCGUAUCAGUCCAUUGCGCAGUCGGUCCGGAGAGGGUGGAGAGGAUAUAUUUGAUGGUGGACCAAGCCAACAGAGCGGCGAUUCCGUCCCUGUUGACGCGAAUACCCCUGCAAUGAUCAACUGUGAGUGGCAAGAGCGCAUAAAUAUGACGAGAGUACUGAAUCGUACACACAAAAAAAACGAUAGUCGACGGAGAAGUCAUCUCGACUACUACUACUUGUUCGUCAUCUUCUUUGACCCUCUUUAUCCUUAUAUUGAUUGCCCAUCUCUACGGCUGACGGAAAGGCCAUCGGAUGGAUACGCUAGCUCCAUCUCUCCAGGGUCGUGUACUGACCAGCCUGGUGCUCUACGGAACCGCUGUCGAAUGCCAAGACGACGCUUGCAACAGCACCUCUACUGGCAACCACAGUUCCUAUCUUCUUUUCUUCUCGGCAUGCUGACAAUGACUUCUUAUCGUACACGAACACGACUAGAAGCAGAUUCCUCGUUUGGUAGCACUCUUUCUGUAAAUCUCGUUACUGCGACUGAGUUGACCUCGGACGACAACGCUACUCCGCUCGUGUUGAUCCCGGAGUCGGUGAGAGCGCCCACUAUUCCCGGUUCGAGACCUGGAGGGAGUGCUGUUCGCGCUCGUUAUGACGGCCUUCAGGCUAUGCUCGCGGUAUCCAACUGUAUGGCAAAAAUUAAAAUCGAAUAA
This is a messenger RNA of Guyanagaster necrorhizus, 888 nucleotides long. RefSeq lists its product as uncharacterized. The record is from RefSeq and is a predicted model, not a curated record. The transcript is spliced from 5 exons. NCBI's taxonomy places the organism in Eukaryota, Fungi, Basidiomycota, Agaricomycetes, Agaricales, Physalacriaceae. Bases 1 to 888 code for a protein of 295 amino acids.